GCGGCGGGUGGGCGGGGCUCGAAGCGCCUCAGCGCGCAGGCGCCGACCUCAUGCUGAGCGCCUUGCGUCGCGCUGUGGCCCGAGGAGCCGUCCGCUGCACCCGAGGUCCCCGGGUGCCCGAGGCUCGCGCCGCCGCCGCCGCCACCGCCAUGUCCCGGCCGCUGUCUCCACCGCGAGCCGCCUCGGGGCCCCCGGUCCGGCCCGCUACAGUGCUGGGCACCAUGGAGAUGGGGCGCCGCAUGGACGCCCCAGCCAGCGCCGCGGCCGUGCGCGCCUUCCUGGAGCGCGGCCACACGGAGCUGGACACGGCCUUCAUGUACAGCGACGGCCAGUCCGAGAGCAUUCUGGGCGGCCUGGGCCUCGGGCUGGGCGGCGGCGACUGCAGAGUGAAAGUCGCCACCAAGGCCAAUCCCUGGGAAGGGAAAUCGCUGAAGCCUGACAGUCUCCGGACCCAGCUGGAGACAUCACUGAAGCGGCUGCAGUGCUCCAGGGUGGACCUCUUCUACCUGCAUGCCCCUGACCACGACACCCCCGUGGAAGAGACGCUGCGUGCCUGCCACCAGCUACACCAGGAGGGCAAGUUUGUGGAGCUUGGCCUCUCCAACUAUGCUGCCUGGGAGGUGGCCGAGAUCUGUACCCUCUGCAAGAGCAACGGCUGGAUCCUGCCCACCGUGUACCAGGGCAUGUACAACGCCACCACUCGGCAGGUGGAAACGGAGCUCCUCCCCUGCCUCAGGCACUUUGGAUUGAGGUUCUAUGCCUACAACCCUCUGGCUGGGGGCCUGCUGACUGGCAAGUACAAGUACGAGGACAAGGACGGGAAACAACCCAUAGGCCGCUUCUUCGGGAAUACCUGGGCUGAGACCUACAGGAAUCGCUUCUGGAAGGAGCACCACUUCGAGGCCAUUGCCCUGGUGGAAAAGGCCCUGCAGGCUGUGUACAGCCGCAGCGUCCCCAGCAUGACCUCGGCCGCCCUCCGGUGGAUGUACCACCACUCCGGGCUCCAGGGUGCCCACGGGGACGCAGUCAUCCUGGGCAUGUCCAGCCUGGAGCAGCUGGCACAGAACUUGGCGGCAACUGAGGAAGGGCCCCUGGAGCCCGCCGUCGUGCAGGCCUUUGAGCGAGCCUGGCACCUGGUUGCCCACGAAUGUCCUAACUACUUCCGCUAGGCCGCACCCUGGCCCGAGCUGCCAAAGGUUUCUCUCCUUUCCGUCACAUCUUCUGUUCUCUCACCCUGACCAGUCUGCCUUAAGUUGAUUUAGUGUGGUCUUUUUGAUUGUCUGGAUCAAUGCGUUAUUUUUCUAGAUUCCCGUCUGGUUCCUAGUUGCCCUCAGAAUGUGGAAACGCUGGGGCUGUGGUCCCCUUGGGAAGUUCCUGUCUGAAUAAAGCAGGCACUUGACCUGGCUGUAGCCCAGGCCUUGAGUAAACCCCA
Messenger RNA from Felis catus (domestic cat), 1432 nucleotides. Its product is annotated as aflatoxin B1 aldehyde reductase member 2. The transcript is spliced from 7 exons. The coding region runs from base 51 to 1169 and encodes 372 amino acids. NCBI's taxonomy places the organism in Eukaryota, Metazoa, Chordata, Mammalia, Carnivora, Felidae. The record is from RefSeq and is a predicted model, not a curated record.